AUGGACCAGAUAGGGUCUUCCGGUAUGGAUCUCCGGACCUGGGACUAUUUCGAUUUUCCAAGUCUGGAAAUGACGCUGCCAUACCGCCCAAACCCAGCUCCGUCCAACAUCUCCUCCUCUGUGACCGUUACAAAAGUCACCAACAAAUCCAUCAAAAGAGCCAUCAAGAGAGGCCCCAGCAAAGCCCCCAACAAAGCCACCGUCUCUCCAGAGCUCCUGCGCAUCCAGCCGUACCUGAAAUUCCCCGGCUUCGACCUGCCCAAGGUCAUAAUCACCGAUCGAACCAAGGGAUUCGUCGACAUCCUGGGCGCAGACCAGGACCUCCCUGAUCCCGAAUCUGCAGACCUGCCCAUCAAGGCCGAUGAGAUGCCAUACCAUGUCUGCUUCAAAAUUGAGCAGAUGUUUGCCGCUGUCAUUGGAGUUCUGUAUGCAAACAAGGGUGAAGGACUGAGCCAUGAUCAGUUCUGGUUGAAGGUCCAGCGUGUUCUGACCAAACGAGACCCAGCUUGGAAGCACAAGGUCGCCGAAUGGAAAAUCUGCGAACUCGUCGACCUUUAUGCCAUCGCGCGCAAGCAUUAA
This is a messenger RNA of Colletotrichum orchidophilum, 579 nucleotides long. RefSeq lists its product as uncharacterized. Lineage: Eukaryota; Fungi; Ascomycota; Sordariomycetes; Glomerellales; Glomerellaceae. The record is from RefSeq and is a predicted model, not a curated record. The coding region runs from base 1 to 579 and encodes 192 amino acids. The transcript is spliced from 2 exons.